Molecule: messenger RNA, 936 nt
Organism: Adineta ricciae
Lineage: Eukaryota; Metazoa; Rotifera; Eurotatoria; Adinetida; Adinetidae
Source: the annotation of a GenBank genome assembly
AUGUAUCCUCAACAGUACCCAACAUCAACGGCAGCAUCAGCUCCACCUCUUCCGAACCAAUAUUCAAAUUCAAUUGGGUUCAAUUCUCCACAACAAAGUAGCAAUGUUUCAACGAGUGAAGAGCGCCUGAGAAAAUUUCAGUAUCUCGUCGAUCGAUACGAAAUCAAUCGAACGUUUGCGACAAGAUUACGUGCUUUAGAUGGCUAUGAAAUCGUGUUCAUUGUCGACGCGUCAGAAAAUGCAAAUUCCGGAUCGAUGAAUACCCCUCUAGGUGAUGCAUCGAAUCCAUACGAGCAAACUCCGAGAAGAUGGGAUGAACUCCGACAAACCGUUUCAAUCGUCGUCGACAUCGCUUCUGUUUUCGAUCCCGAUGGUGUUGAUGUAUUCUUCUUAAAUCGUGAACCUUUACGGCAUGUGAAGAGUUCCGAAGAACUCGUUCCCAUCUUCGCCAUACCACCUACGGGUCCGACUCCUAUCGUUCGAAUUCUUCGAUACGUUCUCCGAGAGAAACAACUUGAAAUUCAAGAACGAAAACUACUCAUUCUAAUCGCCACCGACGGCGUGCCAACGAAUGAACAUGGACAACAGGAUAUCAAAUCGUUUGAAUAUGCACUUCGCUAUGAUCGAAAACCCGUUCAGCGUGUCCCGGUAACGAUCAUUGCUUGUACAGACGAUAAUGAUUGUAUUGGUUAUUUGAAUGAUUGGGAUAAGAAAAUUCCAAAUCUUGAUGUUGCUGAUGAUUACAGAUCGGAAAAAAAAGAAAUUCUCAAAGCUCAAGGGAAAGACUUUCCAUUUAGUUUUGGUGAUUAUGUUGUCAAAGUUUUAAUGGGUGGUAUAGACGAGUGGUUUGAUACACUUGAUGAACAUCGAGUCAAGAGUCGUACUCCGUCAGGUCGACGUUCCACAAGCAAGACCGAUAAAUGUGCGAUUUUAUAA